AUGGGCCUUUACACCGCCGCCCAUUCCAAUUCCCAAGGCGCUGGAGACGUCCGACCAACGGCACUCCAAAUAAUCCAAGACGAGUCCCUCGAAGGAAAACUAUCCGAAAAAGUGAUAGUCCUCACAGGAUCAACAUCCGGAAUCGGCAUUGAGACCGCACGAGCCCUAUCAGCAACAGGCGCAACCUUAUUCCUCACAGCGCGCGAUACCACAAAGGCCGAGAAAGCCCUAGCUGGACUCCUCAACCCGACCCGCGUGCACCUAGUCGAAAUGGACAUUGCUUCCUUUACCAGUAUCCGCAUAGCAGCAGCAGAUAUCUUGACAAGAUCCCACGACCAAGUCAACAUACUAGUCAACAAUGCCGGAGUAAUGGGCCUCAAGAACCGAGAGCUCACGGAAGACGGACACGAAAUGCAUUUCGCAACCAACUUUCUCGGAUCAUUUCUUCUAUUCCAACUUCUGAGGCCCGCUCUACUUGCCAGUUCGAGAGCCGAUUUCAAUUCUCGGGUCGUCAAUGUCGCGUCCUCGGCUCAUCGGGCUUGGAAUUUGAAUGAGAGUGAUAAUUACAAGUUUGAGAAUGGAGGGUAUAAUUUUGGCGUUGCUUAUGCGAAUUCGAAGCUCGCUAGUAUCUACAUGGCUAAUGAGAUUGAUCGUCGAUAUGGUGGUUUGGGUCUUCAUGCGACGAGCCUUCAUCCUGGUGCGAUUAAUACCAACUUGUCCAGACAUGUGGGGAGGGAAUUCGUGGAGCAAAUUAUGAGUGAUGAGAAUAUCGUGAGGGUUCUAAAAAGUCCUGAGCAGGGGGCUGCUACAACUGUUUUUGCGGCGGUUGGGAAGGAGUGGGAAGGUAAGGGUGGGAAGUACCUUGAGGAUUGCGAGGAAGCGAAGCGUGGGUUGGAUGAUAAUGAUACUUUUGGGGUUGGAUAUGUUCGGCACACUUAUGAUCUGGAUAAUGAGAAGCGACUUUGGAAGGAUUCACUGCGGUUGGUGGGAAUGGGCUAUGAGACAGAGUGA
Penicillium odoratum is the source of this 1011-nucleotide messenger RNA. RefSeq names its product putative short-chain dehydrogenase/reductase. The record is from RefSeq and is a predicted model, not a curated record. Bases 1 to 1011 code for a protein of 336 amino acids. The transcript has a single exon. Lineage: Eukaryota; Fungi; Ascomycota; Eurotiomycetes; Eurotiales; Aspergillaceae.